AUGAAGUUCUCAAUGAAUUCUUCUUGGAAACCGAGGGCAAACUCAAAGUACCAGCAGUGGACUCACUUCAUCUCGAUGCAAUUACGGGGCCCACUGGAGAACGGGGUUACAGCGUCGAGCUUGUCAUUCUUGAAACGCUCGUCUCGCAGCCAGCGCUCAGGGUGCCCGAUCAGUUCGUACGUUACUAGGAAUGAAAUUGCCCAAAAUAGUAAUACCGUCAGGGGCGGCUACAACAAGGAGUUCGGCGUUUGA
Pyricularia oryzae 70-15 is the source of this 252-nucleotide messenger RNA. RefSeq lists its product as uncharacterized. The transcript has 3 exons. NCBI's taxonomy places the organism in Eukaryota, Fungi, Ascomycota, Sordariomycetes, Magnaporthales, Pyriculariaceae. Bases 1 to 252 code for a protein of 83 amino acids. The record is from RefSeq and is a predicted model, not a curated record.